Messenger RNA from Solanum dulcamara, 1372 nucleotides. RefSeq lists its product as uncharacterized. The record is from RefSeq and is a predicted model, not a curated record. NCBI's taxonomy places the organism in Eukaryota, Viridiplantae, Streptophyta, Magnoliopsida, Solanales, Solanaceae. The transcript is spliced from 5 exons. Bases 244 to 1098 code for a protein of 284 amino acids. Gene Ontology annotation, molecular function: ubiquitin binding.
GAGUUGCAGAUUCUGGGGCCUCUCUCUCUUCACGAGAGAGAAUUAAAGAGAAAACUUAAUUCUUUUUUUUAUUUAUUUACAAAAUAUUAGGUAUAGAUUAAUAGUAAAAUUAGAAAUUCAACCAUAAUUAUUUAUUAAUUAUUUAAUAUAUAUUUUUUAAUUUAUAAAUCUGCAUGAUCGGAACGAAAAAAGAGGAAUUUUUGAUCGGAGAAAUCUGAAGGAGGAUUUUUUUUCCGGCACAACAUGUCUGCUAUAGUGUGCGGGAAGAGAUCGAAUUUGUUUGAGGAUUUUCAGUCGUCGUUAUCAUCGCCAUCUCCGCCGUCGCCCGUUUCGAAGAGGAUUCGCCGUACUUUUUCUCCGGCGAGGUCUAGUUCUGAUCCCGAUCGUGUUUUAUCUGGUAAUUCGAUUGCAUCGUCGGCACUCGAUCAUCUUCUCAUGGUCUUCUCUGACAUGGAUAAGCAGUUGGUUGAGAGAGCGCUUAGAGAAUCCGGUGAUGAUCUAGAUUCUGCUAUCAAAUGCCUAAAUGAGCUCCGCUUGGGAUCUGGUGAUAAUCUGAGGCCUGUGGCAGGAAGCUCUGGUGCUACACAUGAGUCCAGCAGCCAUUUUUUUACUCAAGGUGCGGCUACAACUAACGGUGAUACCACAUCUGCAGAGGAUUUAUCUGCUGCCAAAGUGGUGCAUUUGGGGGGUACAGAAUGGGUAGAUCUUUUUGUUGGAGAGAUGAUGAGUGCGUCAAAUAUAGAUGAUGCUAAAGCCCGUGCUUCACGAGCUCUUGAGGCGUUUGAGAAGGCCAUAUGUGCUCGUGCAACAGAGGCGGCCUGCGGUUUCCAGCAGGAGAAUAUGAUGCUCAAGCAGCAGUUUGAAGCUCUUACACAAGAGAAUGCUAUUUUAAAGCGAGUUGUUGCCAUCCAGCAUGAACGUCAGAAGGAAUUUGAGGAUAAAGGGAACGAGUUGAAUCAGCUGAAGCAGUCGGUGGCUCAGUACCAGGAGCAGCUUAGAACCCUUGAGGUCAACAACUAUGCUCUCUCGAUGCACCUAAAGCAGGCUCAACAAAGCAACAACUCUAUUCCAGGGCGUUUCAACCCUGAUGUCUUUUAGUAUGUAUCAUGUCCCUAUUGGCUGCGUACUUAUAUAGGAUAGCAACAGUAAUGUCCUGUUGUCACAGUAGUAGCAAGUGUUUACUAGAGAUGAAUGCUGAUAUUAAGCUAGAACUUCUGUCUUUUGAUUUAAUUGCCCUGCUGCAGUUAUUAGCCAAAGGGUACUUUGUACUGUUCAUACAAGUUUUUAUUUGCUUUUCUGCUGUUGUUUCAAUUAGAAUAUCGAAGUUCAUACAUUCUGUUCUUCUACUGUUAAGAAGAUGUUCUACACAUGA